This is a messenger RNA of Eurypyga helias (sunbittern), 1767 nucleotides long. RefSeq names its product flap endonuclease GEN homolog 1-like. The annotation marks the transcript as partial. Lineage: Eukaryota; Metazoa; Chordata; Aves; Eurypygiformes; Eurypygidae. The transcript has 4 exons. The record is from RefSeq and is a predicted model, not a curated record.
AUAUUUGCUUCUGAGAAGAUGGAAUGGGCCAGACAUUACAGCUGUAAGAAACUGUUAGGACUAUUGACACUUUAUGAUAUGAUCCAAAGGAAGUCUGGAUACAUUGAUUCAAAACAACUGCAGGCAAUACGGAUAGUCAAGACACGUGUUAAAAAUGGAAUUCCCUGUUUUGAAAUUGAGUGGCAAAAACCAGAACAUUAUGUGCAUGCAGAAGAUGAGCCUGCAGGGUUGUUUGUAGUCACAGUGGAAGAGGAGUCUUUGUUUCAGGCUGCUUAUCCUGAUGUUGUUGCUCGCUAUCAAGUGGAAGAGUCAAAAGUUCUAAAGAAGAAACAGAAAAGCCGGAAAGACAGACCAAAAGAAAAGGAAUUACCAAAUGUUUUUGAUGAAGUUAGCAGUCUUCUGUCCCAAAUGAAUUUAAAAUCUAGAUGUGGAAUUCUUCCUGUGCAAGACUCCAUAGCAGAUGUCAAAACUCCCCCGGAAGAUCAGACACACCAGAGAAGUACUGAAUCAAACGGUCUGGUGUUAGCUGCAGCUUCUGGCAUAACGACUGUUCAAAUGCCAGCAUCAGCACCCACUCUUCCGCAGGCUGCAUCACCUUGCUCCAGCUUACAGAGUACAUUGGCUGGCUCCUCUGUACAGCCAGCGCAGUUUACUAAAAAUUCAGGGAUAUCGUCCUCUUCCUCUGUAACAGCUGGUCUACGACUGAGCAGUAUUGACUGGGAAGGGACCUUCUUCAGUGCUGCACCAGCCCAUGGGGGUGAUGCCCGUGAUCCAGCAGCUGACCUAACCGCAUGCAUAAAACACUCGCAUCCACUGGGUCAUGAAACUGUAAGAAGUAGCUCAGAAUAUUCUGAUGCUACGCAGUCUGAUCAGCAUCAUUCUGAUAGUGCAGAUGAUUUGGUUUCAGAUGAUGCUGUGAGACAACUUCAGAAGUUGUCUUCAAGUGAGCGAAUACUAACAGCUUCCGUUCCAUCAAACCCUUUGUUGUCGGAAGAUGUUAUGCAACUGGAGGGUUUGAAAUGUUUUAAACAAAUGAAAGAAGCAUUGAAUUCUGCCUCGUGUCAGUUAAAUAAACUAGUGCAGGAAGGUGAAAAUGUACUGCCAGAGAACUGUGCAAGGGAAUCCAGCAGACACAUUUAUCAGGAUCAGUACAAAAAAGCUGGCAGCCUGGCUGAAGUGAUGCAGAGAGACGCUAAUGUAAGCAGUUCAGCAUCUCUGGUCCUCAGUGGGCAAAGAACAAAAACACAGCAUCCUGAGUGUGAAAUGCUUCCGGUGUCUCAAAAGCCAGGAGAUGCUGGAACUGGCUGUCACAUUAAAAAAGCUUGUACUCAAACUACUUGGAAAACUUCUCUUAAAAAGAGUGUGUGUCAGAACAGAUCUUCUUCUAGUGAAGACAGUGAUGAUGGGAACCUGAUUAAAAAUCUGAUUUAUGAGCAGCAGAAAAAGCAACUAAACCCUGGUCAGUUUAAAAAAUAUACGAAGAAAAGGAGUACUACUAACAGAACAAACAGUGACUCGGGCCUUCUAAGUAAAGGGCAGAAUAAAAAGACCAGUUUAAAAAAAGCUGGUAAUAGUUUGUCAUUGGAAAUAUCUCCCAAACCAUCCCCAGUAGGGGAAGGUAAUUGUUUCCAAAGUCCAGAGCAACUGUUUGAGAGCUGUGAUCCUGGCCCCACGCAGCAAGCUGAAAGUGCUCCUCUGACAUCUGCAUGGGCAGACAGUCCCCUUCCACUGUCUGAAAGACUAAAAAGGAGAAUCAAAAUUAAUUAG